AUGUCCUACAGGGCGCUCACCGUCUGCCUGCUGGGGCUCCUGGCUCUCUCCUCAGCUUGUUACAUCCAGAACUGCCCCAUCGGGGGCAAGCGUGCCGUGCCAGACAUGGACAUCAGGAAGUGCCUGCCCUGCGGCCCCAGGAACAAAGGCCACUGCUUUGGCCCCAACAUCUGCUGUGGGGAGGAGCUGGGCUGCUACCUGGGUACCUCUGAAACCCUGCGGUGCCAGGAGGAGAACUUCCUGCCAACGCCCUGUGAGUCUGGGAGGAAAGCCUGCGGCGAGGAUGGGGCGAGCUGUGCAGCACCAGGAAUCUGCUGCAGCAGUGAGGGCUGCGUGCUUGACUCAUCUUGCAACCAAGAAAUGCUGUUUGCAUAGGAGGAAAAACCAGCAGGAUCUGCUGUCCCAUGGGCUGCACCAGCGCAGCACCCAGCACCAUGACUCAGAUUGAAGUGAUGCUCUUAAUUAGAAAUAAAACUUGGAGAGAAUUAAAAAA
Molecule: messenger RNA, 493 nt
Organism: Tympanuchus pallidicinctus (lesser prairie-chicken)
Lineage: Eukaryota; Metazoa; Chordata; Aves; Galliformes; Phasianidae
Product: neurophysin 1-like
Exons: 3
Coding region: 1-375 (124 amino acids)
Cellular component (GO): secretory granule; extracellular region
Molecular function (GO): neurohypophyseal hormone activity
Source: RefSeq, a predicted model, not a curated record